ACCACCAGACCAACAAACCAAAAUUUACACAGGUUACACGCGAGAACAUGGAUGAAUCCACGGGUAAAGCUGGCGAUGGCGUUCCCACCCCUGUGGCAGACGGGGGUGCCGGCGGCAUAGUCCCCAUGGCUGAGGGCAGCAAAAAACGCAGUCCCAACCGCUUGAUUGUUGACGAGGCCACCAACGACGACAACAGUGUUAUCGGCCUCUCUGCCGCAAAGAUGGAGGAGUUAAACCUCUUCCGUGGAGACACGGUGGUGGUCAAGGGCAAGAAGGGACGCUCGACGGUAUGCAUCGUACUGACUGAAGAAGCCACGGAUGAUAGCAACGUACGCAUGAACAAGGUCGUGCGCAAGAAUCUGCGAGUCCGUCUAGGAGACCUGGUGACCCUCUCCCCCUGCUCGGACGUGCCUUACGGGAAGCGCGUGCACAUCCUCCCUUUAGACGACACCAUCGAGGGUGUCACGGGAAACCUUUUCGACGUCUAUCUCAAGCCCUAUUUUUUGGAGGCCUACCGUCCUGUCACAAAGGGGGAUCUCUUUCUCGUCCGACAGUACGUCUUUUUUCUUGGGCCUGCUCCCUUCUCUCCUCCACAGGCCAUGCACCCCGUUGAAUUCAAGGUAGUGGAAACAGAGCCGGCGCCGUACUGUAUCGUAGCCCCCGACACGGUCAUCUUUUGCGAGGGGGAGCCGGUCAAGCGCGAGGACGAAGAGCGCCUGGACGAUGUGGUAUGCUGGGAGGGCGUCGUGGAUGCCGGGGGGUGCUUUGCCCGCCGGGUGACGCGGAGAAGGAGUCGCAUGAGCCUAUUUUCUCGUACUGACGACGUCACGUCCCUUCCCCUCCGCCUUCCUCCCCUCCUUCUAUUCAAGGGCUACGACGACAUCGGUGGCUGCCGGCGGCAGAUGGCGCAGAUCCGCGAGAUGAUUGAGUUGCCCCUGCGACACCCGACCCUGUUCAAAACGCUGGGAGUGAAACCCCCCCGCGGCGUCUUACUCUAUGGGCCGCCGGGAUCAGGAAAGACCUUGAUUGCUCGCGCCGUCGCCAAUGAGACCGGGGCCUUCUUCUUUCUCAUCAACGGGCCUGAAAUCAUGUCCAAGAUGGCGGGUGAGUCUGAGAGCAACUUGCGCAAGGCCUUCGAGGAAGCAGAGAAGAAUGCCCCAGCCAUCAUUUUCAUCGACGAGAUCGACUCCAUCGCACCCAAGCGCGAAAAGACCAACGGGGAGGUGGAGCGUCGCAUCGUCUCGCAGCUACUGACCUUGAUGGAUGGCAUGAAGAAGCGCGCCUCUGUGGUUGUGAUUGGCGCCACAAACAGACCCAACUCCAUCGAUCCCGCCCUCCGUCGUUUCGGCCGCUUCGACCGGGAAAUCGACAUUGGCGUGCCUGAUGAGAAUGGACGUCUGGAGAUCUUCCGCAUCCACACUCGCAAUAUGAAGUUGGACGAAGACGUGGACCCGGAGGCGAUUGCCCGCGACACGCAUGGCUUUGUCGGGGCGGACAUGGCCGCACUCUGCACAGAGGCUGCUAUGCAAUGUAUCCGUGAGAAGAUGGACGUCAUUGAUAUCGAGGAUGAGAGCAUCGACGCCGAGGUUCUGAAUUCUAUGGCUGUCUCUCAAGAGCACUUCAAAUACGCGCUGGGUGUGUCCAAUCCCUCCUCUCUCCGAGAGACGGUCGUCGAGGUGCCAAACAUCAAUUGGGACGACAUCGGUGGCCUGGAAGGCGUCAAGCGCGAGCUCCAGGAGCUUGUCCAAUACCCUGUGGAGCACCCAGAGAAGUUUGAGAAAUUUGGCAUGUCUCCUUCCCGGGGAGUCCUUUUCUACGGCCCGCCCGGGUGCGGCAAGACUCUUAUGGCCAAAGCUGUCGCAAACGAAUGUACGGCAGGGAGGAGGAAUAGAGGGAGGGAAAGAGAGAAGGAGAGCCAAGCCAACUUCAUCUCGGUCAAGGGACCAGAGCUUUUGACUAUGUGGUUCGGCGAGUCCGAAGCCAACGUCCGAGAGGUUUUCGAAAAAGCUCGAGCCGCCGCGCCCUGUGUCCUUUUCUUUGACGAACUGGAUUCCAUUGCGCAGUCUCGAGGGGGAAACAGCGGAGACGGCGGUGGUGCUUCGGACCGCGUCAUGAACCAGCUCUUGACAGAAAUGGACGGCGUUGGAGCGAAGAAGAAUGUCUUCAUCAUUGGUGCCACUAACCGUCCUGAUAUCAUCGAUCCUGCCCUAAUGCGCCCUGGCCGCCUCGAUCAACUUAUCUAUAUUCCCAUGCCUGAUUACGAGAGUCGACUGGGCGUUUUGAAAGCGACACUUCGCAAAUCUCCCGUCUCGAAGGACGUCAAUCUCGAGUAUUUGGCCGCCCAGACGGACAAGUUUACUGGCGCCGAUCUGACUGAGAUAUGCCAGCGGGCCGCAAAACUUGCUAUUCGUGAGGAGAUCCAGCGAGACAUGGAACGGGAAAAACUGAGGGCGGAGGCUGGCGAGGUGGAUAUGGAAGAGGAGCCGAUGGAAGAGGUUACCGAAGCAGAGAUUCUUCCUCGGCACUUCGAAGAUGCCGUCCGCAACGCUCGCCGCUCAGUAUCGGAUCGAGACCUCCAGCAAUACUCUUCCUUCGCACAGACAUUGCAGCAGGCUCGCAGCCAAAUUACUGGCCCAGGAGGAUCCCUAGCGGCCUUCCGCUUCCCGGAGGGAGGUGAGGCAGCUGCUGGAGGGGCAGGGGCGGCAGCAGAGGAGGAAGAUGAUUUGUACUCUUAAAGAAAACGAACAAAAGAGCUGGAAAUAUCAAGGAUCCUGAUAUGUAGUGGGAAAUCAGGCACGCAGGUGGAACAAUAUGUUAAUUCGUGAGAGUAAAUGAAUGGAUAGAGAAGGAUGGGUUGAGGGGGGCAUUGCGCAAAGGGCUAACGUAGAGGGCUGGGUGAAUACAAGACGAGAGUCGCAGCACAUAUGGUAGAAAGUUAAAGACACAUCCCCCCCUCCCCCGGUAGAAUGGGGACGUGAAGUUAGGAAAAUGGGGGAGGUGAGCCACGAAAUCGAUUCGGCGAAAGGCGACGGAAGGGGGAACAGGAAGGAGGAAAGCGAAAGGGGCCAGUGCGUCGUGGUAGGGUACAGAAGGUUGAACGGAGGGAGUAAGAAGGUGUGUAAUGCCCGCAUGUCGUCAGCGAUCUCUCAGGUUGGUAAGGGAGGGAACCUCAAUAUCCUGUAUUUGCGAGAAAGCGUAGACAGAGAUUCCGCUAGGUCGCUUAAGCUCAAUCCUCGAGCAAGCACAGCCAGGCAAGACUACGGGAAGGUUUUCCCACGAUGGAAGCCGACACGGAAGUCAAGCCCUAUCGGAAGGAAGCAAGCAGGAAGACGAGGAUUCAAAAGACAAGAUAGCAAUUCAUCUGAAUGAGACAGAUUCUUAAUGAUCCG
Molecule: messenger RNA, 3389 nt
Organism: Nannochloropsis gaditana CCMP526
Gene: VCP
Product: transitional endoplasmic reticulum ATPase
Exons: 24
Coding region: 48-2735 (895 amino acids)
Biological process (GO): autophagosome maturation; mitotic spindle disassembly; retrograde protein transport, ER to cytosol
Cellular component (GO): cytosol; nucleus; VCP-NPL4-UFD1 AAA ATPase complex
Molecular function (GO): polyubiquitin modification-dependent protein binding; ATP hydrolysis activity; ATP binding
Source: RefSeq, a predicted model, not a curated record